Mycotypha africana is the source of this 1965-nucleotide messenger RNA. RefSeq lists its product as uncharacterized. The record is from RefSeq and is a predicted model, not a curated record. Bases 193 to 1590 code for a protein of 465 amino acids. NCBI's taxonomy places the organism in Eukaryota, Fungi, Mucoromycota, Mucoromycetes, Mucorales, Mycotyphaceae. Gene Ontology annotation, molecular function: protein-phosphatidylethanolamide deconjugating activity. The transcript is spliced from 5 exons.
CAGCAGCAGCAACAGCAGCAACAGCAGCAACAGCAGCAACAGCAGCAACAGCAGCAACAGCAGCAACAGCAGCAACAACAACAACAACAACCACCACAAUUACAUCAUCAGCAGCGGACACUAAGAAAAGCACCCUACAAGGAUACCCCAUACAGAAAAGAACAACAGCCAUCCGAUCCGUCUGAACAAGCCAUGGAGGAAGAGGAGCCAAAGAUUUGGCUAUUGGGAAGAGCCUACUCAAAGAAACCGUUAGAUAAAGUACAACAGGCUAUUUUAGAUGCACAACGAAAUGAAAUGUUCAAACCACGCUCAACAUCCUCUACUAAUAACACUGAGCGUGAAGAGCAGGAAGAGGAGCAAGAAGAGCCCGAAUGCCCUUCUGCUUGGCCGCCUGAUUUCUACGAAGAUUUUACUUCUCGAUUAUGGAUGACUUAUCGUCACAAUUAUCCACCGAUUCGACCUUCAAGUCAUAAGACGGAUAUUGGAUGGGGCUGUAUGUUACGAAGCGGACAGAGUCUAUUAGCCAAUACAUUAUUGAUCCACUCACUAUCAAGAGACUGGCGUCGUCAGAAGCAAACGCCAGCAGAACGAAAGCAGUAUGGAAAAAUUAUACAAUGGUUUUUAGAUGAACUAUCCCCGAGAGCUCCCUUUUCCAUUCAUCGAAUCGCCUUACUGGGUAAGCAAUUGGGAAAGAAUAUAGGCGAAUGGUUCGGUCCUAGCACCAUCAGUCAAGUGUUACAAGCCCUGGUAUCAGAUUUUAAACCUGCCAAUCUAUCAGUUUAUAUUGCUACUGAUGGUGUAGUCUACAUGGAUGGUAUACAGGAUGUCACUUCGGGAAGGAAACCAAGAGGCGAUUUCAGUUACUUUACGUCCAAAAUUGCCACUUCUUCCCCCUCCUCCACCACAGAGGUGAUGACAGCCAAUCCAAUAGAAGUCAUGACGGAUGAUAUAAGUGCCGAGGAAGCAAAGCAUUUAUACGAAAAUAGCACGCCUUUAACGGAAGAAGACGAGGACACGAUCGACGCGGAUAGGACCAACAGCAAGAACAAUGGGACGAUCGUGCUAAAACCUGUGCUUAUAUUGGUUGCUUUGCGGCUUGGUAUUGAUUCACUUCACCCAACUUAUUAUCCAGCGCUAAAAGCUUGCUUCGGACUGCCUUCUUUUGUUGGUAUUGCGGGCGGUCGACCCAACUCGUCUCUUUAUUUUAUUGGAUUAGAUGGCGAUCAUCUGAUUUAUUUGGACCCUCAUUUCUCAAGAGCUGCUCUUGAGACGAAAAACUUGAAAGAUUAUACCAGACAUGACUUUAAUACGUAUCAUUGUUAUUUGCCACGUAAAAUUCAUAUCUCGCAUUUGGAUCCCUCGAUGAUGCUCGGUUUCUAUUGCCAAACACAAAAAGAAUUUGACCAACUCCGUGAGCAGAUCAGUCAGAUAUCCCAACAUUACACCUCGAUCUUUUCUAUUGAAAAGAGUGCCCCUGAAUACGAGGAUGAUGUCCGGAGCGUCCAAGAUUUUGGUGUUUUGAGCGAUGAGGAUUGUGACGUAAAGUCGGCAGACGAUACAGAGCAUAGUGAUACUAGCUCUCUUUUUUGAUACAAAACACUCCCCUAUUUUUGGACUACAAUACAUAUACCUUUUGCCCAUGAGGCCAGGAUAAAAAUACAUCACCCUCAUGAAGAGACAUUUCAAUCUCUAAAAUGUUCCAGCCGACGCGCUGCAAUUUUUACUGUAUUGCUUUGUUUAAGAGCUAGAGAUCAAUGCUGUCGUGUGGACGAAGCUUGACAGGGAAGCAUUACUCAACAAGCUCCCUAGAGACUGUUUGUUAAAAAGAAGGUGGUUGUCUUUUUUUCAGGUACAUCGUUGAUUUCACCCACCUUCAUCAUUUUUGUUGAGACUCCGUAAAAAUAGUGUUGGUUCUUUUUUUUCCUUUUUUAACCGUCAAGCUGAGCAAUCUGUCUAUAUCUUUCA